AUUCUCCCUCCUUCGCCCUCACCUCGUCGAGCUCACCUCAAGUGUCUCUCUCCCCUCUCUCCAGCCACCACCACCACCACUCGCCGCCAAAGCGCUCGACCCGGAUCACACGCCGAGCUCAGCUCGAUCACGUCCUCGGCCUCGGCUUGUCCACCGCUUCCCCUGAGCGUCCCUCCCCGUUCCUCCCUCCCUCUCCUUCUACCACCACCACCACCACCACCACCCUCACGCCAUGCCUCGCAUCGGCCCCGAGCACGAGGACUACCGCCCGCGCGGCCCCGUCAUCCUCGGGUUCCCGCUCGGUGACCUGAGCUUCGGCGCCUUUAGCUCGAAGAAGAUGUUCGACGCCCGGUGGCACCUGCGCCCUCAACGCUUUGUCGCCUAUCAGCUCGCCAUGCUCAUCUGCCUCGCCGCCGAGUGCACUGCGACCUACUCGCUGUCCAAGUACGAGGACCUCCAGGACCACAUCGAGGACCGCUUCGCGCCGGCUCACCUGUACAACAACGACCUGCUCGACAUGGAGAUCACGACCAUCGUCAUGUGUGUCGCCGUCGCCUGCUGGUUCGGCGCCGACUUCUUCUUCCUCCUCAUGUUCCCGCGCCAGUCGUACCCGCGCUGGUACCAAAAGACGAAAAAGGCCAUGGCCGUCACCAUCUGCUUUGGCGUGUUUGCCGCCGCCCUCGGCUCGACCAUCGUCGUCGCGCGCAACAGCGCCCAGAUCCAGCACGUCGACGACGCGACCCGGCGCGCCGCCCAGGAGUACUACUACCGCCCGCCGUUGCAGUACCGCGACUGGGCCGUCAACGUCGCGUACGUGUGCCUCUUGUGGCCAGGGUGGCUCGCGUGCGUCGCGAGCACGGUCCUCAUGUUCCUCGCCGACAAGCACGACUUGACGCACGGCACGAGCCCACUGUACUAUGGCGCGGGCAAGGGGACCGAGGCUGGGCGCGCGAGCGCGAGGGGCCCGCUCACCAGCGGCGGCGGCGUCGGCGGCGAGGCGGGCACGGGCACGGGCGCGUUCGACAGCGCGAGCACGCUCGACGGCGGAGCGGCGAGCGCGAGGGUCCCGCUCUCGAGCGCCGCGGGCGCACCGGGCGUCGCGCCGUCGAGGACGGCGACGCGCGCGACGUCGACCACCAAGGACGGCGACGAGGUGCUCCCGGGCCCGGGCCCGAGCCCGGUGACGACGGCCGAGCGCAGGGUCUGAGCGGGUCGGGGCGGACGAGCAGCAGGAGCAAGGACGGCGGAGCGUUUCACCCCCUCUCCUUUGUCGAUAGAAUUCUCUCGCCCCCUCGCACUCUUGGAUUUCUUUGUC
Rhodotorula graminis WP1 is the source of this 1315-nucleotide messenger RNA. RefSeq lists its product as uncharacterized. The transcript has 4 exons. The record is from RefSeq and is a predicted model, not a curated record. NCBI's taxonomy places the organism in Eukaryota, Fungi, Basidiomycota, Microbotryomycetes, Sporidiobolales, Sporidiobolaceae. The coding region runs from base 233 to 1207 and encodes 324 amino acids.